UAAUCGGCCACACCAGAGGGUGCUGUCGUCGUUGUUGUUGUAGUUUUCAGUUUCCUUUCGGUCGAGCGAGAUGGGUACUUUUAAAUUGAAAGAUUCGAAAACAUUCAUUCAUUUAAAAACGUUCGUCCUUGAUCAUUUGUAAAUCUAUUCGGCGCGUUACAUAAUUCGGGUAUAUCCCAUUGUAUUUGUUUAAUUAAUGUUGUCAUUCUAUGGAUAUGUGGAAUCCAACACACGUACAAGUUAUUGUACAAAAAGCCAAAGAUCUUAUUAUUAAAGGAAAAGAUGGUACAAAUGAUGCGUAUGUGGUAGUACAGCUUGGUAAAGAAAGAUACAUGACUUCAAUUAAAACAAAAUGUACAAAUCCAAUUUGGUAUGAAGAGUGUGAUCUAUUACUUAAUGAUAAAACAAGAAACUUAGAGAUAAUUGUGUACCAUCGCAACUUUUUUGGAAUGGAUGAAUUUUUGGGCCAUGUAACCAUUUCUUUUCAAGAUUUAGAAAUCUCUAAAUCUCCACAAACAAAAUGGUACAUGUUGCAAAGUAAGAAAGAUAAAAAAAAUGAUAAAUAUAGAGGCCAGUUGGAACUUACAGUUUCCUUUAUUAUAAGUGAAACAUAUGCAACUAAUGAUUCUUCCAAUAUUUAUUCAAAAAGUAAAACUGCUACUAAAUUGAAACAAUUAAUGUCCCGUGCAGGCCAAAUAAAAUUACCUCAUCUUCCAAGGCGGAGUUUUUCGUUAAAAUCUGAUAGUUCGGAACUACCAAAACAGCUUCAACAAUUAAGAGAGAGACGUUUAAGUGAAAUACCUUCAAGAAAGUCUGUAUCUUCUGAAGAAGACAUAGAAGAAGAAACAGUGCCCUCUCUUACUCAUAGAAAGUAUGAUAUAUCAAGGUCUUCCUUAAAGGAGCAAGAGGAAUUAGUAUUUAUUUCAAAUGGUUCUAAACCAAUUCAACGUACAUAUAGUAUGCCUGGUUGCUCUCCAGAAAAAUCUAUUAAUUCCAGUAAUAAAACCGAUAGGCGACAGCUGUCAGUAUCUCCUGAAAAUUGGAAGCAAUUUCUAUUGACAGAAUCAGAGGUUCAAGUGACUAAGUCAGAUAGCAGUUUAAUUGAUGGCAAAGAAUCAUCAGCAGAUUCUUUAUCAGAAAUAAAAUUUACAAUGAAGGAAAAGAAGGGUAAACUUCAAUUACUUAAACGCUAUAGUAGAAGACAUUCUGUCCAACUUACAACUGAUUUGAGUGAAACAAUUCUUGAAAGAAAUGAUUGGAUAAACAAAGCAUCAGAAAUAGAACCAAAUUUAGAUUACAUUUCCAAAGAUGAAUUGCACAUGUAUAAAGCAAUGAAUCGCAAGCAAUUAGUAGAUUUAGUGGUUAAACAACAGCUGUUACUAUCUAGGCAGAAAGAUAAAAUUCAAGAUUUAGAAAAUUACAUCGAUGACCUUCUUGUCCGAGUUAUGGAAACAUCACCACGUAUUUUGCACAUAUCCUACAAGACUUCCAGUUUGGAAUAUGUAAGAUAAAAAUUGGAUAUUUGUAUAGUCAAAUGCUAUUUUAGAUUUUCUGAAAUUGGACGUAGAAUCUCACUUGGCAUGAGAGUUAAGUUAUUCGAACCAUCGUUUAUUCAAAAUAAAUAAAAUAAAAGACUAUUUCUUUAUUAAGAUUGCUUAAAGAAUCUCUAAAAAUUUUAUUUAGAAGAAAAUUAUUUCUGUACAUUAGUCUUCAAUACUUAACUUUAUUA
This is a messenger RNA of Centruroides sculpturatus (bark scorpion), 1729 nucleotides long. RefSeq names its product rab11 family-interacting protein 1-like (gene Rip11). Gene Ontology annotation, molecular function: small GTPase binding. Lineage: Eukaryota; Metazoa; Arthropoda; Arachnida; Scorpiones; Buthidae. The record is from RefSeq and is a predicted model, not a curated record. Gene Ontology annotation, cellular component: intracellular membrane-bounded organelle. Bases 210 to 1511 code for a protein of 433 amino acids. Gene Ontology annotation, biological process: regulated exocytosis. The transcript is spliced from 11 exons.